AUGGCGACGGCCGCUAUGACGUUGCUGGCGACUCUGAUUGUGGCUAUGGAAUUGUGGACUGGGUUUUCCCAGCCGCAGAGCAUUAUUGGCCGGACCAGCUUCCCAAAGGGUUUCACCUUCGGAACUGCAUCCGCUGCUUUCCAGUACGAAGGAGCAGUAGAAGUGGAAGGAAGAGGACAGACCAUUUGGGACACAUAUUCUCACACCUUUGGCAAAAUAAUCGAUUUUAGCAAUGCUGACGUUGCCGUGGACCAGUAUCAUCGCUUCACUGAGGACAUUCAGUUGAUGAAGGAUAUGGGCCUCGACUCCUAUCGAUUCUCCAUUUCUUGGAGUCGCAUUUAUCCUGAUGGAAAUGGGCAAAUCAAUCAAGGUGGAGUGGACCAUUACAACGAGUUCAUCGAUGCGUUGCUAGCUAAUGGAAUCCAGCCCUACGUCACAUUGUACCACUGGGACCUCCCUCAAGCCUUGUACGACAACUACACUGGAUGGUUGGACCCUCAGAUCAUAAAAGAUUAUGCGAGGUAUGCAGAGACCUGCUUCAAGAAAUUCGGGGACAGAGUGAAGCACUGGAUCACGUUCAACGAGCCUCACACGUUCACGGUCCAGGGCUACGAUUCGGGCCUCCAGGCGCCUGGCCGAUGCUCCUUCCGCCUCUGGUGCAAAGAAGGGAACUCGGACGUCGAGCCAUACAUCGUUGCGCACCACACGAUCCUCGCUCAUGCCGCUACGGCCGACAUCUACCGACGGAGGUACAAGCCAACCCAGAAGGGAUCUAUUGGGGUAUCAUUUGAUGUUAUUUGGUUCGAGCCUGGAACCAACUCGCCGGAAGAUGUGGAAGCGGCCCAACGGGCCCAAGAUUUUCAGUUGGGCUGGUUUUUGGACCCGAUGAUGUUGGGAGAUUAUCCAAGCUCGAUGAGGAGCCGGGUCGGGACCCGACUGCCAAAGUUCGCAGAUUCUGAUGUCUCUCUGGUCAAAGGGUCGUUAGACUUUGUUGGGAUUAACCAUUAUACGACGUAUUAUGCGAGGAAUAGUUCGUGUGGGAUCAUUAACCUCCUUAAUGACACCCUUGUUGACUCUGGAACCACUGCUUUCCCAAUUAAAGAUGGGAAACCCAUUGGAGACAGGGCGAAUUCGAUAUGGUUGUAUAUAGUACCGGAAGGUAUGAGAAAAUUAAUGAACUAUGUCAAGAAUAGAUAUGGAAACCCUCCAGUGUUCAUCACCGAAAAUGGCAUGGAUGAUCCAAACAGCCCGUUCAUCCCCCUUCAAGAUGCGUUAAAAGAUGAUAAAAGGAUAAAUUACCUUAAUGACUAUCUCACAAACUUAUUGGCUUCCAUCAAGGAAGAUGGAUGCAAUGUGAAGGGGUAUUUUGUGUGGUCUUUGAUGGACAAUUGGGAAUGGUCAGCUGGAUACACUUCUAGAUUUGGUCUCUACUUUGUAGACUAUAAGGACAACUUGAAGAGGUAUCCUAAGAACUCUGUGACCUGGCUCAAGAAUUUCUUGGGUAAUUCUGUUUAG
Molecule: messenger RNA, 1515 nt
Organism: Linum tenue
Lineage: Eukaryota; Viridiplantae; Streptophyta; Magnoliopsida; Malpighiales; Linaceae
Source: the annotation of a GenBank genome assembly